Messenger RNA from Lottia gigantea (owl limpet), 4631 nucleotides. RefSeq lists its product as hypothetical. Bases 90 to 3863 code for a protein of 1257 amino acids. The transcript has 37 exons. Lineage: Eukaryota; Metazoa; Mollusca; Gastropoda; Lottiidae. The record is from RefSeq and is a predicted model, not a curated record. Gene Ontology annotation, molecular function: protein kinase activity; ATP binding. Gene Ontology annotation, biological process: protein phosphorylation; MAPK cascade.
UGAGGUUGAUCAUCAUUGUCUCUGUAACGCCUAGAACUCGAUGCUACCAUGCUAAUUUCAUCAGCAGUGUAAUUAUCUUCUAAUACACAAUGCUAGUUGUUUGUAUAAUAGAUGGUAAUGGAAAUGGAGGAGAAACCUCAGGAUCUAAAACUAGAGGUGCUGAAAAAGGGGUUGAUUUGGUGGAAAGAACAAAAGCAAAAGAAAGAGCCUUUGCCGAAAUUGAGAAAGUUUGUGAAUGCUACAAAGCUCAGUUAGAUACAGUGGUGUUUCAGAAGUUAGAUUUUGGUGAACUAGCUGUAUUGGAUACAUUUUAUAAUGCUGAUGUUGCUGUAGUAGAUAUGACAACUCCUCUACAACAAGCCUCAUUAUUCUACCACCUGGGUAUAAGAGAGAGUAUGGGGAUGAAACAUAAUAUUGUCAUAUGUUAUGAUGUGGAUCCAGAGUUAACUUUGUCCCUGAGGUUGUCUUGUGGAACUGGUACAACAUUUUUUGCCUACACUAUAGAUGCGUGUAAUUCAUGUGUUGUUGGUGACCCUUCCUCAUCUCCUAUAUUAAAAGAUAGUUGUGCUCAUCCAGACGUACCUACAUUGAUGAAAAAACUCAAAACUGCUUUAAGUGAUGUUGAUGAAUUCAAUAGGGUUCAUUCUAAGGAGAGAUUUUUAAAAGAUUUGAGAAAAGCAAUAACUAAUUAUAGUGGUGAAGAUCUAAAAGAGGCAUUAGCUGGUAUGAGAAGAAGAUUAGAUGAUCCUAAGUUAUUAUCUGUAGAUAUUAUUGUUAAUAUGUUGAUAUCAUAUAGAGAAGUUCAGGAUUAUGAUAAUAUGGUGAAGCUAGUAGAAGACUUAGAACAGAUACCAAACAGUAAAAUAUCAUCAACAAUAGCAAUAUUACAAUUAUAUGCUUUUGCCCUAAAUAGGAGAAAUAAUGUUGGAGAUAGAGAUAAAGCUCUAGAUGUCAUAUUAAAGGCAAUAGAUAUGAGUGAUAAUGCUGUACCUGAUAUGAUAUGUUUAUGUGGUAGAAUAUAUAAAGAUAAGUUUGUAGAAUCAGAUUAUAAAGAUAAUGAAGCUUUAGACAAUGCUAUAAAAUGGUACAGGAAAGGGUUUGAUGUACAACCCAAUGAAUAUGCUGGUAUUAAUCUUGCCACACUGUUAGUUAUAUCAGGAAAAGAUUUCUCAUCUUGCCAAGAAUUACAAAGAAUUGGUAUUAUACUAAAUAAUUUGAUUGGUAAAAAAGGAAGUUUACAAUCAUUAACAGAUUAUUGGGAUGUGGCAACCUUUUUUGAAAUCAGUGUUUUAGCAGAAGAUUAUUCUAAAGCAUCACAAGCAGCAUAUUGUAUGUUUAAACUAGAACCACCAGACUGGUAUUUAAAAUCAACUGUUGGUAAUAUAUUGUUAAUCAAUAGAUUUAGAAGAAGUGUGAAAGCAGGGUUAGUUGAUCCGUUGUUUGAUUUUUGGAUGGAUUUUUUUGUGGAAGCAAUAAAACAAGAGGAAGAAGUAGUUGGAAUUCGUUUUCCUGUGCUGAUAUUAGAACCUAAUAAACAAUAUAAACCUAGUUAUAUACAGAUAAAUAAAGAUACAGAAGAUAAGUGUAUAAAGUUAUGGCAUGUUGUUAGUGUACCAGAAGAUAAAACAGCUUGUGAAUGGACAUUUGAAUCACAAGCUAUCAAACGUGUCAGUAUGUAUAAAAGAGAUGUGAGAGCUGUAUUUUUAUAUGUUCAAGAGAAUUCAGAUGAUUUCCAUAUAUUUUUUCCCUCCUGUGUACAGAAAAUGAAAUUUUAUGGUUUAGUUAGUGAAUUAACUCAGAAUCCAUUUUGUUUUGUGGAUGAUGUUGUUGAAGAUGUUGUUGAGUAUGUAUAUGAAUAUGAUGAUAAAGGUAACAGGAUACUGCUAGGAAGGGGAACCUUUGGUUGUGUUUAUGCUGCUAGAGAUAAAAGACAAAUUAAAAUAGCAGUUAAAGAGGUUCCUGAGAAAUGUAAAGAAGAGGUACAACCUUUACACGAAGAAAUUCAUCUACAUAGUCGAUUAAAACACAAAAAUAUUGUAGAAUAUCGAGGUUCCAUGAGUGAAGAUGGUUUCUUUAAAAUUUUUAUGGAGCAAGUUCCUGGAGGAAGUCUGUCUCAGUUAUUACAGUCUAAAUGGGGGCCGCUAAAAGAUAAUGAAUUAACUAUUGUACACUAUACUAAACAGAUAUUAGAGGGCUUGAAAUAUUUGCAUGACAAUAAAAUAGUACAUCGUGAUAUAAAGGGAGAUAAUGUACUAGUCAAUACCUAUAGUGGUGUUUUAAAGAUCUCAGAUUUCGGUACAUCUCGACGUUUAGCUGGUAUUAAUCCUUGUGCUGAAACAUUUGCUGGUACAAUACAGUAUAUGGCUCCAGAAGUUAUAGAUAAAGGAGCUAGAGGUUAUGGACCACCGGCUGACAUCUGGUCAUUAGGUUGUACAGUGAUUGAAAUGGCUACAGGCAAACCACCAUUUAUAGAGCUGGGUUCUGCCGAGGCUGCCAUGUUUAAAGUUGGUUUUUAUAAAAUGCAUCCUGAUAUUCCCGAAUGCAUGUCUAAAGAUGCACAUGAGUUUCUUCUCAAUUGUUUUGAACCCGUUCCUGAUAAAAGAGCGACAGCAGCUGAAUUAUUACAACAUAAAUUUAUUACUGAAACAGAUAUCAAGUUGAAAAAUGUAAAAUCAACUGCCCUGCAAAUUAGUAUAAACCUCCCUUAUUUUACUCAUAAUGAGAGUUUCUUGUACACUUUUUCAAAUUUAUGUAGUGUCUCUUCCGAGUAUUUCUCUUCAAAUUUAAUUAAAUUCAUUUCUGUUUGUAACUUUGUAUAUUUUAGUACUGAUUCAGCUUUAUCCAAUGCCAGUGGUGGAACUAAUAUACUAUCUCCUGAUAUAGAAUCUACUCCUGAUACAGGUGGUUCUAAAGAUGGUUUCUAUUUAUUACGAAAAGAUUCAGAGAGGCGUAAUACUCUGGUACAAAUAAUGGCACAGGAUAGAGAUAAGAUAUGUGAUGCAUGGUUGGAAUCAUUGCAUAAAGAAGCUACAAUAUCACACCCUAAAUUAACUUCGGAACAUUUAAAGAUAUUGUUGAUAGGUCUGAUGGGUCAUGUUAAAGAUCCCAAUAGUAGUAGUAUAGGUGAAGCAAUAGAUAAAUUACGAGAUGGUGUAGAGUUUGAUGUUACAGCUUUAAUGGAGAUUCAGCUUGCACUCUACUUGUUUCAAGGAGCUGUUGGAAGUAGCUUAAAAACACAUAGUAUACAACCCCAUUGGAUGUUUGCAGUAGAUAAUUUGUUACGCAAUGCUGUUACUGCAGCAAUAUACAUAAUAUCACCAGAAUUAGGAGCUAACUUGGCUGGUCGAGAACAAGAUGAAGAAGUAUCAACAUCUGGUGUCUCAUCAGCUAAUUCUAAUAAAGUUGCACCAUUCAAAUCUAGUGCUAUUCAAGAAUUACAACGCCAACUAGACUCUUUACAGAAUGAUAAUAUAAAAUUAAUGGAAGAAUUUAUUGAAGCCCAGAAAGCUUAUAAAUCUUUACUACAGCAAUCUGUUCAGGAUAAGAAAUUACAUAUAAGCCAACUGCAAUCUAUACAAAGAACAGAUGGUGCUUCUUCAUCUUCAUCAUCAUCUGUAGUAUUAAAACGAAAAGUUCCAAAUAUUCAAAUAAAUGCAGAUUCAGAUGUAGUAAAAUGGUUAGAAGAUAAUAAUUUUUAUCCUGAGAUUAUAUGUCGCAUAUGUGAAGAAGAAUAUACAUUACAAGAUUUAUUUGAACUGGUCACUUACGAAGAUUUACAACGUCUCCAAUUAAGAGGUGGUGUUUUAUGUAGAUUGUGGAGAUUAAUCCUAUCCAAGAGAAACACACGAUCAAAAAGAAGAUAGCAAUUAUUUAAUAAAUCUCGUGUUUGAAAAUUUAAACUAAAUACCUUCAUUUGUACAUUCACACAAAAUAUAAACUGACCUAUCAGGGAUAUAUAAAUAUUAUAUUACAAAUUUUUCUGUUUGAAAAUAUGUUUGUAAAUAUUUUUCCCUUAGUGCAUUUAGCUUUUAGUAGUUUGACUUGCUUCUCAUUUAUCUGAACUGAAAAUUAAAGAAAUAAUAUUGUAAUUUUUGCAGAAGGGGUUGUAGUUUACUAAUCCCCAAAAUCAUCAUGGAAGAUUUCACUGAAAUAGUGACAUCACAAUUCCAGAGUCCCAUUAAUUCUUUUCCUAUGUAUUCAAAAUAUGUUUACUGCUGUCACUUACAGUUCCUAUUUCAAAUACAAUGGUUUUUUAUGGAUUUCGUAAUGAUUAUAUUUGUUUUACUUAGUUUAACACCAAAGAUUAAGUUGAGAAUUUGUAAUGAUUAAUCAUUGUUAGUGUACAAUGAGUCUCAAUGCUUGGAAAUGGCAAGUUAUAAAAUGGCAUGUGGCUUUUUUAUAUGCUUGUAAAAAUGGCAAGUGUAAAAUGUCUAAAGUUUUUUUUAGAUCCAAAAUAGUUCAAUAUUUGUUGUGUUUGAUUUUGGUAGUCUUAUACAAGUAGUAGAAAUUAUUUCCUAGUGUUCUCUAGUCUACUUGCUUUAAAAGUAUUUACAGUAACAGAGUAGGAAACAGGUAUUUUGACCAUUAUAUCAUUGACCCGCUUCAUAGUUUAUACAUGAUACUAAUAAUGG